Acanthaster planci (crown-of-thorns starfish) is the source of this 3972-nucleotide messenger RNA. RefSeq lists its product as uncharacterized. Gene Ontology annotation, biological process: intracellular sterol transport. Gene Ontology annotation, cellular component: endoplasmic reticulum-plasma membrane contact site; plasma membrane; endoplasmic reticulum membrane. Gene Ontology annotation, molecular function: sterol binding; sterol transfer activity. Lineage: Eukaryota; Metazoa; Echinodermata; Asteroidea; Valvatida; Acanthasteridae. The record is from RefSeq and is a predicted model, not a curated record.
AUGUUGCCCAGUGACGGCACUAAGGGGGAUGAUGGGAAUUCCCAACUGCUGGAACAGAGACUACAGUGUGAAGAGGAUGGCUUUGAUGACGAAGAUGAUGAUACAAGUCAAGAUGGUCCUGAAAGAGAACAUGAUGUCAACAGUAGCCAGGCAUGCAGCCACAACCAAACCGCCUCUCUGGCUGAUUGUAACUCCACGUUUGCCGUAGGAAGCUCUCAACAUUUGUGUAAAUUACUGUUUGCCAUGAGCGUGUUCAAAUCACUGGAGAGGUUGCUCAAGUUACUCAGGGCCAUGACACCAGCACAGUUUUUCCUCCUCUUGACCGCUUGUUUAAUUAUUUGCUUGACUGUGUCAGCUGUGAUCCUGACCUACCGAAUUGCAAGGCUACAGCCUCAACUAGACUAUAAACCUCAGUCACUGCAAUACACACAGACACUCAGCGAGUGGAGUAGCUUAUGGUGGUCUCAACAAGCUGCCCACAGCCAGCUUAUCUCAAAGAUGUGGCAGACAAUUGCUGAUAACCUCAGGACUCUUGCACGGGUGCAUCAGUCGCUACAAGUACUCCAGGAUUCCGCGCCACCGUUGUUUGAUGAAGGGGUGACCUCAUCAGCAGGCAGCCAAGACGAUUGUGAUGACACGUAGUGGAGUGACCAGGGUUGGAGAUACGAUGAUGCUUAUCAUGAGUCAGCAGUAUUGUAAAAAACCAAAAAGGUUUGGGUGUUGCAGGAUACAAACAUCAAAGGAUUAACCCUAAACUCACGAGGGUGUGUCUAAAAUCAUAUUGAAAUUGGAAGAUUGAGCCCAGUUUGGGUGAAAGAGCCAUUUGCACAAUGUAAAAUCAGCUCUGAGACUUUGGGUGUAUUGUAAGCCUAAACAUUUAGCUUUGUAAAUCUGCACAUUCCCCAUUUGGGUCCGCUGCAUCACAGGGCUAAAACUACAGAUCAUUCCACACAAGUAAGAAGUAUAGUGUGGUUACUUGAAGGAUGAAGAGGUGAAACCAAAAACAGAAUCAAAUUAAAAUCAGAUAUGAAAAUAAAAAGUAUGAAACAUACAACUGAGAAUCGGAUAUCUAUGGCAAGAAUUUAUUUUUCUAUACAGUUGGAGCAGAGCAAAUGUAAAAUGCACCGAUACCUUUGUUCCGAAAAUUCGGAAGAUCAGAAAACAUGUUUUGAAAGCAAGACGGACACACUGAAAUCGUGGACCACAGCUCAUGUUCAUUUGUUUUUCUCAAUUUAUGUGAAGCCAAGCGGGCUUGCUUUUGUAUGUUUAUUUUCCUCUGUGUCAUUAAUGACGAUUUCAGAGAGAUGUUUUCAGAGCAAGUAGAUAUAGCCUUUUUCUGGAUCGAGUGUAUAUUUUACAUUUGUAUUUAUAGCGUAGAGCAGAAGUAUACAACAGAAAAAAUUUGCACAGGGUCUUAAACCUAAGGUUAUCCCCAAGAUGUGCUUUUCAAAAUGCAGUUUUAUUUCAUUUUAAUAAAUGUUUAUGAUGAAGCGGUUUUCCCCAAUCCUUGUUCAAAACUAUCCAGCAGUUUCUCCACUUCCCCAACCUUUCCUCAUCAAUGGCAACAUUUUCAAAAAUUUUCCAGCCCCCCCCAAAAAAAUACAAGGAAAUCGAGAUUAAUUUCUUCAUUUCUUGGACAUGGCUCAAUAUUUUGGAAAUUAGCAACCACGAUUUAUUAACUAAUGACGUCCUUUUUCUUAUGACACCACAAAAUCUAGUUUAGCGUCACAGGCGACGAAGCACAAAGCUGUUCAAUCAACCAUGUCAGAACUGGUCUUGCACCACAUUCACCAUGGUCUCUGACAGUUUUCAUACCUAAAAAAAGAGAAAAAAGACCAGUAUGUCCUUCACCCAAUUUUUAUUCAGUGAUUUAACAUUUGGAUGCUUAUGCCUGUCUCGACCUAACCCCAUUGUCCUUCGACAUGCCCCCCCCCAUUCCUUUUAACACAAGAUUCAGCUCCGGUUCUCAUCGCUCUCAAUGCAUUCCUGAUUACCUCUCUCCGUCCUCUUAAGGUAUCAACUGCAGCGACGAUUCUGGCUCGUAGGUCAUUGAUGUCUUGAGGUGGCGACUUGUAAACUUGGUUUUUAAGUUGUCCCCACAAAAAGAAAUCAGAGGGGUUGAGGUCAGGGAAUCUUGGUGGCCACUCAAUCUCAUGGUUGAUCGCAAUUACUCUAGUGUUGAACAUCUCUUAUAGCCUUUCCCUUACGAUGAUCCGACGAUGAGCUGGAGCCCUGUCCAGGGCCUACCAUAAGCGGCGAAACAUUCCACCGUGCUGUUCAAAGUGUUGCUAUAGCCGCGGUACAAUUUUGUCGUUGAUAAUCUCAAGGUAACAUUCACCACUGAGAUUGCCAUCAAAGAAACUGUCCAGUGAUGGUGCCAUCCCCACACAGACCUAUCCAAAGAGAAAUCUCUCUGUUCAUUUUUACAUCAAAAUUGAAGUUGAUUGGGGUAUGCAUCGGAUCGUAUUUUCAGACAUUCUGGUUAUUGACUUGGCCAUUCAUGAAAAACGCUGCUUCAUCCCAAUCACAUACUUGCGUACUUGGGUGGGACUAGAACCCACAACUUCCUGCUUAGUGCAGACGUCUUAACUACUCGACCACCGAGCCUGUAGAUAUUGGCUGGCUGGUUCAAGUCAGAUGUAGCAGUGGGUACCGCGAACAACUAUUUCCAAGGAUGGAUUUGCGCCAGGGAGAUCUUAGUUAAUUGAGUGACUGAGUAUACAGUGUUAUAAUACACGUCGAGCAGGGCAAAAAAAUCCAAAACUCUAAAAAAGUUUAACAUCUCCCCGGUGUGAAUCCAUCCUUGGACUUGGAAUAAAGGAUGAAACUUUUUGUUGUUUACUAAUAAAUAGAAAUGUUGACUUCAUUGCCUGAAGUAUUUUAAAGUAAAAUAUUGAUACUUCUUUCAGUUUUUCGUUUUAUCUUUGCUUCAUCCUGUAACGGUAAUGAGAUCACAUUAUGUGUAUUCGGAAAAUCAGGGACCAUUAUAAGUUUAUUUAAUGCUUCAAUUUGCCAAAAAGUAGGGUUUUUCAGAGUUAUUUCGUAGAGAUCUAUUCCUUCGCAAGAGGCUUAGAAUUUAUUGUGGCAUUGGAAACAUUGCACAAGCACCCGUAAGUUCCCCCCCCCCUUUAGUUAUUAUGUAUAGAUGUAGUUGAGAACGAAAUAUAUGUAUAUUUUGGCCUAGAGUAUUUUUUCACCCCGGCCCCCUUGUUUGAUGGAAACGUGUCUGAGGCUUUUGCUACACCAAAGAGUAGAGCGCCAUGAGUCGAGUCUGUAUGGAAUUGAUACGAUUUCAUCCUGGACUCGAUCGUACAACUGUGCCAUUGAUGAUCGUAUUAGUGUUGCUCUCUACUUUGUACUUCGUUAGUCAGUAAUUUGUUCAUUUAUUUUUCUCCUUUUUUAUUCUGUUGAAUCAGGAAUUUGUAACUGCAUGCUUUUUAUGCGAGGGCGCUGUUGUCAAGAACCAUUUCCCUUUAUAGCAUUGUGUUAAAUCAAUGUUGCACUGAACAACAUGAAUAUUCACUGAGCACUGUUUCUCGCGUUUUAUUUAUAUUUUAAUCAUGUGAACAAACGUAAAUAGCAACGAAAAUUGUGGGGGAAACCACACCUCUUAAAUUGAACGUUUAAGUUGACUUGCAGUGAGUGAAUCACUUAAAACAAUCAAUACCGGUAAACGACUUUGCUACAAAAGAAGGAAAGUGAAACUUGUUUGUAUAAAUUUGGUACAUACAAAAUUAUGUAUAAUGCAAUUUUAUAUUGAGAUGUAUAAGGACAAAGCUUAAAAAGAACCCCGGUUCCCAGCAGGGACGGUACAUUUGUAAAGCUCUUUGAACUGUCAGUGACCCCUUCAGCCCAUUUUCAGAAUGUCAAAAGAGACCAUUUAACAGGAUCUGUCCGUGUUAUAGCGUUGGUGUGUGCACAGAAUCUGUAUCGACAGGCAGUGGAAUAAAUGACUGUAAUUGGAAAACUCCA